AUGAAAUUCAAAGAAUUAAUAGAGAAAGUAAAAGAUUUGUCAGAUGAAGAGAUUAUUAAACUGGAUGUAGAUUUGAUCUUAAAGAAUUUUCUUAAAGAAUCAAUAGAAAUUAAUAAGUUUAAUUUUGAUCAAGCAAAAGAAUUAGUUUUUUAUAUGAAAGAUUCAAGGAAUAUUUACGAUGAACUAAUUGAAUGUCUUUAUAUUGAAAAAGUAAAACUUGAUGCAUUGAUGUUGAUAUUCGAAUUAGUUGAACACACAGAUUUCGAAUUUGAUAACUUGUGUGAGAAAUUAACUGAAGUUUUGAGUACAAAAACUAAAAUUACUGAAGAAUUACUUUAUUUUAUAAUUCAAGUAGUUAAUUUUGAGGUAAAAAGAUCAAAUUAUGAUUUUAUUGAAGAUAUAAUAACUUAUUUACUUAAUAUGUCUAUAGAUGUUAAUACACCUGCCUCAACAAACAUAAUUUAUACCAUUCUCACCUGUUGUAGAAUUUAUCCUAAUUUAUAUUUAUUAGUUAACAAAUCAAUAUCUAUUAAAAUGUUAUAUUUUUCUUUUAAUAAAAAAUUAAUAGAAAGAAUAUAUAUAGAAGCAAAUAACGACAGUUCGAGACCUAAGAAUGUCUUUUUAAAUAAUUUCUGUUUUCCUAAACUAAAAGAAGAUUUGAUUUAA
This is a messenger RNA of Hepatospora eriocheir, 666 nucleotides long. Lineage: Eukaryota; Fungi; Microsporidia; Hepatosporidae. The record is from the annotation of a GenBank genome assembly.